CUCUGAGAAACAUCACUCCAUCUCUCUCACUCCACAGGAGCUGAGCAAGGAGCAGGACGAUGUUUGACAACACGCAGUACCCCUAUAACUGCUUCAAUUAUGAUGGGGAUGAUUAUCCUACCUGUAGUUCUGACGAGGAGAAAAAAUUCACCAGACCAGCGUACAGCUACAUUGCCUUAAUUGCAAUGGCCAUCCAGCAAAGCCCUUCAAAUAAAGUCACCCUCUCUGGCAUUUAUGACUUUAUAAUGAAGAAAUUUCCUUACUACAGAUCAAAUCAAAGAGCCUGGCAGAACUCCAUCCGACAUAACUUAUCGCUUAACAGUUGUUUUGUGAAGGUUCCCAGAACAGAAGGGAAUGAGAAGGGGAAAGGAAACUAUUGGAGUUUUGCAACGGGAUGCGAAUCCAUGCUGGAUCUCUUUGAAAAUGGGAAUUACAGGAGAAGACGGAGGAGGAGGAACGUGAAGAGGGAACAUAAGGAGCAGAGACCAAGCAGAGUGAAAAGUCCUUCAUCCCCCAAUAUCUCCUCUGUGGACUCUGCUUUGAACAACAUUUCCUCUUCUGAAAGUAAACAUGAAAGGAUUGAACCGGGCCCAAAACUUCUGGAGCCUUGUGGGUUUGCUCCAAACAGCAUGACCAACAGGCAGAGCCUAAGCAAUUCCUCCUUAGCAAAAUCGGAUUCUGAAAUCAAAUUCAGCAUCGAUUACAUCCUUUCAGCCCCUGACCCUUUGCCUGUCCUCAGAUCUCAAUAUAACAUGCAAGAAAAUAAAUAUCACCUACUGGAGGCCCCGCAUAUUAAUCUCCAGUUCUGGACAAUGUGAUGUUAUUUAUUUGUGGUAACAAAGUCUGAGUCUCAGUGUGUUCAGCAGCCUCAUGUCACUGAAAAUCAGCUGCCUGCCUCCUCGUUCUCCUCCCAAGCAGUGCUCAGAAAGGGUUACAGACUCACCAGCUGAUGCUCUGUCUGUACCCAAAGAACUUUGCUAAGAUUAAAGCAUAAAUAACAGUUACCAAUAUCGGUUUUCACCAUGCUGAAAUUUAUGAAAUUCUAGCUUUAUUUUCUAAACUGUCUUGGAUGUCAUUUAGCACCACAAAGAAUUUCCUUCCUCAAGCAGAAUCUGACAGAGAAGAGACUUUCUUAUCAUCCACUGCUUUAUUAAAGACAAAGUGAAUUUGAUCCCACUUUCAGUGGUGGAAAUUAGGAUUAACUCCACUGGGGUAUAUAGGUCAGAACUUAAGCUGAUCUAAAACAGUGUAAUUCUGUCGACUUAUACUGGCUGGGAAUGUAGGGGGGUGGAGGGCUGGAAAUUUGUUUCUUAAAAAGAAUUAUAGAAAAUCAUCCUGUCUUCCCUUAUAUUUUAUUUUAACAUCCUGUUUCAAACUGCUUUGCAGCUUUAAUUCAUUGUUCAUUAGGAAACACAGCUGUUGAUAAAGUAUGUCAAGUAUAUUUUUGUUUAUAUUCGGGGCAGAAUUGUUUAAAUUGUUGAAGUGAAGUUGUAUUCAAAAUAAUUCCAAUAGACAGAAUUGCAAGGGUGCUGAACUCUGGUAGACUUUGAUAGGUAAUGUGACAGUCAAAGAGUCUCUUAAUGCCUUGGUUAAUGAAAACCCCAGCACUUCCUCCCCUGUACUAUCAGAAAUCUUCCUGAGAUGCUGCAGAAAAGUCCUUGACCAUAUUUCAUUUAACAAGUGUGAAGGGAAGCCCAGCACUGCAAAAAGCUCUGUUGAGUGUUGAGCAAAGCUUAAAUUCCACCUACCUGCUCCUAGACAAGCUGUAUAUUCCCAUUAAAUAGAUUUUUAUUGAUCCUUCUUGCAAGCAAUUACCAAAGUGGUGCUUGAUAUGAUUUCAGCUAAACUGGUGAGAUUUAUAAUUUCCAGAUAUCAGUGUUAGCUCAUGAGCUCCAUUUCUGAGAAAGCCACUUCAUUACCAUUUACAUGCAGUGAGAGAUUUUGGAACAGAACCUGAUGGACAAUGAUGAGCUGUAAUGAGCUUUUAAGAAGUUGCUUUUAUACAACUUGUUCACAAUGAAUUGCUUCCCAGAACAUAAACAGUGGUAGCAAAGGCUCCACACAAUCCUGGCUUUGACUUGGAUACUACAGGCUUCACCUACUGCAGAAAAAAGGAAAAAGGACAAGAAUUCUGAUGGUUUUAAGCAAUUAAAUGCAGAGAUAAAAUUAUCUUUGCAAGAGGAACUAAAAGUAAAUGAAGGUAUAUGAGAUAAGAUUCAGCAUAGAGGUAUGCUCAGGCAUGACUUGAAUUUUUAUGCAGAAGCUUUGACAUUUCACUAAGUUAUUUUACAUUGUGUCUAAUAUAUACUGUACAUUUAUACUAUAUAUUCUUAUAUAUUGUUAUUGAGAAAGGGAGCAAUAUCACUGCACUUAUAUGUUGUAAAAAUGCAUGAUGUAUGUUGUCAUGACGCUGAAACUCCUGCCAUAUACUUAAAAUUUACCUUCAGUGGUAUUUCACACUGAUUGGUAAUAAAUGCCCAUUUUUUGGAAAACGAUAAAACUUGUUAUCUUCAGGCAUUUCUACAGCAUGCAAAAGUCUUUGCUUCUUCUUCAGAAAAGAGAAAAUGGAAAAUCAUGUCAACUACAUCACUGCAUGUCUUCCAAACUUUGAAGGGAUGAUUUCUUGAGACCAAAUUCUGCCUUCAAAUGGGAGCUUUCGACUCUCUGUGAAUCAACAGUUACUCUGGGUGAAAAUCUGAAAGCAAAAUUUGGCUCUUUAGACCUGAUUGGUCUACUGUUUACACAAUAUUAGAGAAAGAAGAAAACCUCUGGGGGGGCUGGACAGGUGGAUUCUCAUGUGAAGAGGGACGAGAAUUUGCUCCUUUAGUGUUUAUGCUCAGUAGUAAUUAGGUGUGGGAAGAGCAUGUCCUCAUUUAGUGCUUCAGUGUUUGCAUGCACUCAUUGUGGGUGGGUACCUGUGCACCUCUGGGGUCCUGCCUACAGAUAAAUAUUUGUGUUUUCUAAGCAGAUUCUUUUUCCUGGUUGUUUUAAACACGGCAAUGCUGCUGUUGGGCUGAUAGUGAUGGUACACACCUGCAGUAUAUUUGAAAUACAUAUUUUCUGCUGUGAAACAUGCAAAUAUGAUUGUUACUAUGUGUUCUUGGUUGAUGCUGUUAACAAGAGAUAAUUCAGUGACAGCAAAAGUUCCUCCUGAGCAACACCUGGGUAAGGUGAACACUGUGGGCUGCUGAGACCAGUGGAGAUACAGUUUAUGGCUACUAAUCAAUGUAGAAUUAAUGCAUUAGGAAAGGCAAAAAUACACCCAAGUGGAUUUACAGCAGGGAUCCAAAGCCAUUUUCUGUAAGAUGAAUUAAUAUUCACAAAUAGCCACGUCCUUUGCUCACAGUAAAGUGCCUGCUAGGAGAGACUGUCAUACUUUAGUUUCCCUAACAUAUAAUCAAAGAAAUUUGUGUACAAAUAGGUGUUAACAUUUGUUUUGCAAAGGAUAUCAAUCAUAUUCCGAAAAAUGAAGGGACAUAUUUCAAUUUACCCAGUAUAUUAUAUUCUGAGGACUCCAGAAAGGUUUCCAGCAGUUAAAGUGAAUGGCAUUUAAUAUAGAACAACAUAACAGGGGUGAGGGCUAGACGUGACCUUAUUCAAAUGUCGUAGCCAUUACAAAGCCAUUCCCAAUGUAAUUAUAAUUAAAUACUUUAUGCCUUUCUUGCAAAUCCUCUGAUCGAUCAUUGAUAUUAACAUUAAUAUUGUAUUACCCCCGAGCAAAUGUCUCCCACACAAGUGUUAUGGAUCACCAGGUUUCCAUUAACAAAGUUGUGAGCUAUUGCCGUGUGCCGGUCGUGGAUAAAUUUACGUAAAUUACUUUUUCUCAGGGAAGGGGGGAAAAAAAAGUCCAGGUUUCUUUCUUCUCUGAAUCCACAGCAUUUCUUCAGCUCCAUCAAAGCCUGCCAGGCACUUGUAUAAAGAAAGGAAAUAAAAUCUCACAGGAGCAUCCCUCUUUGCCUGUGUCGAGGCAGGUGAAUAUUCCCCUGUUUGGUGCUGGGGUUCAAAGCUGAGCUGAAGCCAGGGAUAAGCAGUGCAGUGCAAGGCUCUGCAUCCUCCAAGACUGUCAAUGGGCUGGGCAGGCUGGGAGAAGGUGUUUGGCUCAAUUCCCCAUCUCAUGGCACCUUUGUGACUGCAGAGAGAGGCCCAGAAUGAGCCAUGGAUAUCCUCAGCCCAGCAGAGGAGCCUCACGUGGGGGCUGACACUGUCCCCAGGCUGGGGUGAGGGACAGCAGCUCCUGCCUGCUGGGCUGGGGGCACAGUGAGGGGGAACAAGCCUUUAGACCUCUCCCUCCAGGAUCAUAAAUACCUUUGCAAAGGAAAGAUGAAAGGUUUC
Molecule: messenger RNA, 4332 nt
Organism: Parus major (Great Tit)
Lineage: Eukaryota; Metazoa; Chordata; Aves; Passeriformes; Paridae
Gene: FOXL3
Product: forkhead box L3
Exons: 3
Coding region: 60-818 (252 amino acids)
Biological process (GO): anatomical structure morphogenesis; cell differentiation; regulation of transcription by RNA polymerase II
Molecular function (GO): RNA polymerase II cis-regulatory region sequence-specific DNA binding; DNA-binding transcription factor activity, RNA polymerase II-specific
Source: RefSeq, a predicted model, not a curated record